Diachasma alloeum is the source of this 1587-nucleotide messenger RNA. RefSeq names its product zinc finger and SCAN domain-containing protein 21. NCBI's taxonomy places the organism in Eukaryota, Metazoa, Arthropoda, Insecta, Hymenoptera, Braconidae. Gene Ontology annotation, biological process: regulation of DNA-templated transcription. Gene Ontology annotation, molecular function: RNA polymerase II cis-regulatory region sequence-specific DNA binding; DNA-binding transcription factor activity, RNA polymerase II-specific. The record is from RefSeq and is a predicted model, not a curated record. The coding region runs from base 308 to 1510 and encodes 400 amino acids. The transcript is spliced from 3 exons.
CCGAGUGGUGCACAAGGUGGGGAGUGUUUACCUUUGUUACAAGCAUUGCUUGAAAUUGUGUUGACAACAAUCACUAAAUAAUUUACAUCGAAGCGGAAGUUGUUCGACUCUUCAUCCCACCAGCCUGAAGAACGAGACAUAGACCUUGUAAAUAUAAGAUUCCCUAUAUAUUAUCAACUCCAACAAGUUGAAGUCAAAAUCGAAUGAACAUAUUUCUAGAAAAACCUGCGUUCAUUGAGAAAAAAAUAUAUCUAAUGUACAGAAAUGUGUAAUCAAUGACAAGUCAAUUUGUGAUGAGAAAAGGCAAAUGCACGUUGAAACCGAGAUGACCACAGUUGGUGUCUCGGAGUUGAUUUGCCUGAUAUGCAGAAGCCCCCUUGAAAUAUCAUCCUCCAUAAAUAUAUUUUACACUUCACUACCAAGGAGCGGUGAGCUAUUGGCGAGUUUUGUGUUGGGCACAAUUCGUCCCUCAGUAACGGACCUGCAGAGUUCCUACCUGUGUUCACAAUGUUAUAAUUUAUUUCAAAUGCUGGAACAAGCCCAGUGCACAGUUACAAAUAUUCAGAAUGAGAUAUUGAAGACGUACACUUUAAAUGAGAAUAGACAUAUCAGCAAACAUGAAAUUCGAAUUCAGGAGAAUGGAGGAAUUAGUGCCAUUGAUAAUCAUAGUAUAUACCAGAUACCUCAAGUUCAAAAUUUUGAACUAUUAAAUCAUGAGACUGUUGAAAUAAGUAGUACAAAUAAUUGUUCAAUCGAAGAGAGCCAAAAAGACUUGCAAUUAAAGCUCAAUCUACCUGAGAUACCAAAUGGUCAGCAAAAAAAUGGAUCCAAAGUUGAAAGUAGUAAUGAAGGAUCUCUGAAAGACAAUAAAAUACUCGAGCCCUCGUUGCACCCACAACCCGAGAUACUAGAGAAUAAUGAAUCUAGGAAGUCGGAAAAAAUUUCGAGAACCCUCGAGGAACCGCUGAAGCAUUCCUGUCCCAUCUGCGAUAAAAGAUGCAAAACAUCUGCUGAACUGAAGACUCAUAUUGCAUCCCACUCGUCUGUCCGUCCGUACAUGUGCGAGAAAUGUGGACAGGCUUAUAAGCACAAGCAUGCCCUCAAGAUCCACAUUGGCAUGCACAAUGGCAUAAGUCCAUUUAAAUGCAGCUUCUGUGACAAGUGCUUUACCCAGAAGGGCGCUCUUAUGAGACAUUUACCAAUGCACACUGGAGAAAUGCCGUAUCAGUGUGACCUGUGUGGCAAAAGAUUCGUUCAUCAUACGUCGUACAAUAUGCAUGUGCUGUCGCAUACGGGGAAAAAAUCGUAUCAAUGCCAUGUCUGCAAUGCGUCUCUACUAUCCACAUCUCAUUUGAAACGACACAUGAGGGUUCACACUGGGGAAAAACCGUUCAGCUGUGAUCUCUGCGGUAAACGAUUCGCAGAGAGAUAUAAUUUAUUCGCUCAUCAAAAGAUUCACGAUCCUGGCGAUGCAAUACCAAAUAACUCGGAAAAAAUACAAUACAAAUGAGACUAAUGUAACAAAUUCUUCGAUGGGGAGAACCAUUGGACAAUCAUGUUGAACAGCAACAUUCCCUAAUUGUGACU